AUGGCAUCCACUAACAUCCAGCAGUUGACACUCGAGGAGGAGGCAGGCAUGUGUGCCUUACAACUAGGGAGCGGCUAUGUCCUCCCCUUCACCCUCGAGGCCGCUAUUAAGCUGCGGCUACUCGACAUCUUCGUCAAGGCCGGUCCGGGCACCAUGUUGAGCCAGGUUGACAUCGCUGCCCAGCUGUCGACCAAGAACCCGCAGGCGGCCACCAUGGUGGACCGAAUGCUCCGCUUGCUCGCCACCAAUAGUGUCAUCAGCUGCACCAUCCAAACCAUAGCCGAUGGCUGCCCUUCGAGGAAGUACGUACACAUCCCUAUGAAGGCUGCCUACCAAGGUGUUCAACGAAUGAUGGGCCACACCAACAAGAAUCUACUCCGAGUCUACAGUGGCUUCAACGACAUGGAGGUGCUUGUCGAUGUCAACGGCAUUGAUGGCACAUCCCUCCAAAUGAUCACCUCGAGGCACCGGCACGUCAAGGGCAUCAAUUAUAACCUCCCUCAUAUUAUCACCGGACGCCCCACACUCAUUGACAUUAUAAACUGGAAAGUAUAA
Molecule: messenger RNA, 555 nt
Organism: Musa acuminata subsp. malaccensis (wild Malaysian banana)
Lineage: Eukaryota; Viridiplantae; Streptophyta; Magnoliopsida; Zingiberales; Musaceae
Source: RefSeq, a predicted model, not a curated record